Molecule: messenger RNA, 4002 nt
Organism: Xenopus laevis (African clawed frog)
Lineage: Eukaryota; Metazoa; Chordata; Amphibia; Anura; Pipidae
Gene: ccne2.S
Product: cyclin E2 S homeolog
Cellular component (GO): nucleus
Source: RefSeq, marked predicted
CGUAGCCUUACUGGGUGCUUUUUUUUUUUUUCAAUACUGCUGACCCGCCAAAACUUCUAUAUGGAGCUCUAUUAAUAUUAUGAGCACUGGUGCAGCUCAGCAAGACACUGCCUUCUAGAACUGCAAUGUGGAAAGUUUCCUCAAUUUGGGAGAAUGUCAAGAAGAAGUGGCCGUCUGCAAGCAAGGCAUGGAAGCUCUGACACUGGGAAUGACUACCAACUUGAAGUUGCAACAAAGAAGCGCAAAUCUGAGGAAACCAGCACAACAUUUGAAUGCCACCAGGAUGCGAAACGGCACAACUUUGAGAUCCAGGGCUGCUGGUCAGAGAUCACUACAGGAACAGUGACCCCUUGCAUUCUCAUAGAAACGCCACACAAAGAAAUGCCAGUCUCCACCGACCUAUCGCAAUUCUCAAGAUACAGGUUCAAGAAUCUGUUCAUCAGCCGAUCCCCUUUGCCAGAACUAAGCUGGGGUAAUUCAAAGGAUGUGUGGAUGAAGAUGAUAAGCAAAGAGUCAAGAUAUGUGCACUCUAGUCGUCUACUACAAAACCAUCCCAUGCUGAAUCCGGACAUGAGGUCUGUUCUGCUGGAUUGGCUCCUAGAGGUAUCAGAGGUUUACACACUACACAGAGAAACCUUUUACCUGGCCCAGGAUUUCUUUGAUAGAUUUAUGCUGACCCAGACACGUGUGGACAAAAGUAUGCUUCAGCUUAUAGGAGUUACAGCACUCUUUAUUGCUUCUAAACUGGAGGAAAUCUAUCCACCAAAACUUCAUGAGUUUGCCUACAUCACUGAUGGUGCCUGCAGUGAAGAUGAUAUUCUUCAAAUGGAGCUCAUCAUACUAAAGGCUUUGAAGUGGGAACUGUGUCCUGUAACUGCCAUUUCAUGGCUGAACCUGUACCUUCAAGUGUCGUCUCUCAAAGAUCACCCAAAAUUGCUGUUACCUCAAUAUUCUCAGGAGCAGUUUAUUCAUGUUGCUCAGCUUCUAGACUUGUGUAUUCUACACCAUACCUCGCUAAACUUCCAGUACAGGAUCUUGGCGGCUGCUGCUUUAUACCACUGUACUUCCAUAGAAGUAGUUACCAAAGCUACAGGUCUCGAAAUGGACAACAUCAGUGAAUGCGUUCAUUGGAUGGCUCCUUUUGUGAGAGUUGUGAAGAGAAGCCUCCCAUUAAAGCUGAAAGUAUUUAAGAAGGUAGCCCCAGAAGAUAUGCACAAUAUCCAGACCCACACAAACUUCCUUGAUAUGCUGUAUGAUGUGAAGAUUCCAGAUGGUGAUUUGGGCGAGUCUCCUGUGUCCAUCGGUGGCAUCCUCACCCCUCCCAAGAGUACGGAAAAGACUUUCUAAACGAGCAUUUCAAGGUGCAGCUGUUAAUACUGGAAGCUUUUUACCUGGAUCCUAGGAAUAUUUUAACUCCCUGUUUCAUAAAUGACUUGCUCUGCAUUGGAACUUAAUUUUGUAGCUUCAAGGUUGCAAACUUAUUUAUUGCAAUUAUUGCAACCUUUACUAAGGUUACUAUUACAGAAUUUAUUUUUUAAACCCCAUAAAACUGCAGUUCUUUGGUGGUUUAAUGUGCAGCGCCUCAUUCUAUAGGAACGAAGUAUUCAAAGCAAUAUUACUGCGGAUUUGACAAGGCCCGGCAUUCAGCUGAGCUCAUGUCUUGUCCUCACCAACCAGAGGAAUCUUAUUGGACACUGCCGUUUUUUCCGGUUUCUUUAAAAAGCACAUUUGGUUUUGGUGCUAGAGCCUCUUAAAGAGGAGCUGUGCAAAUCAAUUAAAUAAUGUUACUAGUAGGGAUGCACCAAAUCCAGGAGUCUGUCUUUUUCAGCAGGAUUCAGCCGAAUCCUUAUGCCUGGCCAAACCGAAUCCUAAUUUUCAUAUGCAAAUUAGGGGAAGGGAGUGAAAUCGCGUGACUUUUUGGCACAAAACAAGGACGUACCCUUCCCACCCCUAUUUUGCAUAUUAGGGUUCAGUAUUCGGCCGAAUCUUUUGCAAAGGUUUUGGCCGAAUCCAAAAUAAUGGAUGCGGUGCAUCCCUGAUGAAUACAAAACAUAUUUUUAUAUAAAGAAAUUUAUUUUGAAACUUUAGGAUUGUGGACAUUUUGUAGAAAAAUGAUAGUAAUGUAUUUUGUAUACAUUGUGCUUCCAUCUCACUGACUUCUUGUGCCAGGCUCUGCUAUUGGCUGGGCUUGUGCUGUUAAUUAGGCCUGUUAUUAACUAUUGGGACUGGUUGGGUAACUAACAACUUGCCAUUGCUUCCUAUUAAUUAUCACUAGGAAAUGAUGAGGAAAUACCUUGUUGUUGUAUUUACUGAAGUGGAAUAGUGUUUUAAAUGUAAAUGAACUGUUGCUAUUUAUUUGGAAGCUGCUUAAAACCUUGGGGCUAGUAACUUAUUUAGGUAUUAGAAGAUCUCUUCCCUUUAAAGGGGCGGUUCACCUUCGUGUAGGGAUGCACCGACUCCAGGCUUCUGCUUUUUUUUUUUUAAGAUUCGGCCGAGCCUAAUUUGCAUAUGCAAACUGGAUGCAGUUCGGUAUUCAGCCAAAUCUUUCGCGAACAGGGUUGCCACCCGGCCAAUAUUAAACACCUGCCAAGGCUGGGGCCAGUAUUACAAAUUUAGCAGCAAUGUAGCUGCCGGUAAAUUUGUAAUACCCUUAAAAAGACUCCUUGGCCUGUCCCCAAUCCCCUGGAAACUUAACUUUUGUUCUCAUUCAUGAAAUCAUGUGACCCCACCCCCUUUUACAUCAUGGCCCUGCCCUUUUUACAUCACAACCCACUCCUUUUUGUUCCCGCCCCCACCAGCCGGUCAAAAAUUUAGGAAAAGGUGGCAACCCUAUCCGUGAAGGGUCCAAAAUAGUAGAGUGAUAUUCUGAGAAAAUUUGCAAUUGGUUUAUUUAGCUUUUUAUUCAGCAGCUCUCCAGUUUGCAGUUUUAGCCAUCUGGUUGCUAGGGUCCGAAUUACCCUAGCAACCAUGCAUUGAUUUGAAGAAGAGACUGGAAUAGGAGGUGGUCUGAAUAAAAACAAAGAGUAAUAAAAAGUAGCAAUAACUAAAUUUGUAGCCUUACAAAGCAUUUGAUUUUUUUUUUUUUUUAGAUGGGGUCAGUGACCCGUGUUUGAAAGAGGAAGGCAAAUAAUUAAAGCUAUAGAAAUUAUUUAAUGACCAAUUCUAAGUAACUUUUCAAUUGGUCUUUAUUAUUUAACAUACUAAAAGUUACCUUAAAGGUGAACCCGCCCCCUUCCUCAGCAACUGCCUGCACUGAUCUCGCUUCUCCUUUAGACCUAAUAUUUCUCUAAAUUAUUUAUAGCUGUGAAUAGUAUGAAAUGACAGACAUGGGAUGGCAGACGUUUAAGGUUCGCUUGCUGGACAUUGAAAUGAAACUGGGCAGCCAAUGAAAUUGCCUUUUCACUGUGAAAUCCAUCGCUUUGGGUGCCAUUUUAUUCCAGUUCCUGUUAGACCAUUAUAUUGGGAAACUAAUUUACCGUGAAAUCUAAGGGGCCGAUUUAUCAAAGGUCGAAGUGAAUAUUGCUCACGUACUAUCUCCUUAAAUUCGACCAUUUGCCAUCCAAAACCUGCCAAAUUUGCUGUUUUAGCCUAUGAGGGACCUCCUAGAACCCAUUUGGAGUCAAUUGGUGGACUCUUAAAAACCUUUUUUUUUUUUUUGGAAAAACUUUGAACCAAAUGCGCUAUUACUUUGAUUUGUAUGAUUCGAAAACAGACCCACUCAGCCAAAAAAAUUACACUUCAUUGGUCUUUUUGAAUUGGAAUUUCAAAAUUUUUAAUAUUCGGACCUUGAUAGAUCUGCCCCAAAUGUUGCAAUACAAACCAUAGCACCGACCAAAACAGCAUCCGCAUUCUGUAACUGUCUUCAUUUGAAGACUUUUUAGAAACUCUGUAUAUAUUUCUGUAAAUGAGUUUUGUACAUAGUAAAGAACUGCAAUUUUUUAGUGGAAUUGUGUACAUAUGUGUAAAUAUGUAUUAUACAAAUAAAAACGCUGUUUUUUUGUA